Molecule: messenger RNA, 1511 nt
Organism: Acanthopagrus latus (yellowfin seabream)
Lineage: Eukaryota; Metazoa; Chordata; Actinopteri; Spariformes; Sparidae
Gene: cnfn
Product: cornifelin
Exons: 5
Coding region: 301-822 (173 amino acids)
Cellular component (GO): cornified envelope
Source: RefSeq, a predicted model, not a curated record
GUUUAUGGUGAAAAGUGUGAGACUUGAAAAAACAUGCACCUUCUGUCUGACAUUAAGAAUAAAUGCGGGGAACAGUUGCUUUAUUUUGAAAGACGAAUCACCCAACUUCCGCCUACCCUCUUGACUUGAUGCUGUUGUGGUUAACACGGAGGUCUGGAGACAAAGCAGGCGGAUAAACCGCUGCACAUGGAGGCACCUUCCACUAGAUGGAGCUGUUGUGUUUGUGUUUCCACACUGAACAACAGACGGAGCCAGAGGCCUGCUCCAGCCUGCAGGUUGUCAAGAUAAUUCACCCUCACCAUGUGGGCAUAUCUCAGCAUAAAAACUGGGCUCCAGCGUACCACUGAUGUCACACUGGGUAUAAGAGCUGUGGUCCUGCCCUUGCCCUCCUGUUUGUGGAAUCAGCCUGUGACCGUCUCCAACAUCAGACCACCUUUUUUCAGCUGCCACACACAAACAUCUGAAGCAAUGGCGUUCCAGUCAAAUGUGAUCAGCUCGCAGCCUCAGGUCUCCGUCACACAGUACACCGUCUCCUCCACCGCAAUGUCAGACUGGAGUUCAAAUGUGUGCGACUGCUGCGACGACUGUGGCAUUUGUCUUUGUGCAUCGUUCGUCCCAUGUAUCCUGGCCUGUAAGGUGGCUCAGGACAACGGGGACAGCUGCUGCGUGCCCUUCCUUCCUGGUGCCAUGAUUGCUUUAAGGACGAGCAUGCGCGGCAGAUACCACAUUGGUGGCUCCGUGUGUGACGACUGGGUAGUCAUGGCCUGCCUGCCUUUGUGUGGACUGUGCCAGAUGGCACGGGAGCAGAAGAUGAGAGGAUAAACGGAAGGAAUGCUGAAUCUAAUUUUCAAAUAACAAGGAAGGAGAAUUUGCAUUGUUUGGCCCGAACACCAUUUCUGUUUCACAUUCAGAUUUGAAAUUUAAUGGCAUGACCAUAGUUAAGUACUUUUUGCCAAAGGAUGGAGAUCAAGAUUUACAAUGUAAGAAUAGGAGCCUGAUAAUCAGACUGGAUUGCUGUUUCGCUUCACUUUAUUAUUCUUUAAUAUUAUAGCCUAUUAUAUACUACUACAACUAAAUAUUCUUAAAAAUUCAAAAUGUGAGAAGCAAUUCAGAGACUUGAAACCAGGCUGAAUGAUUCAGAUGGCGGAAAGUAAGACAUAUUUCAAAAGGCACUGAAGUGUUACACUGAAACUACUGUCUUUAAUAGUAAAUUAAAUACUGACUCACUGCGAUGGGAAUGUCUUUAAACAACAAACCAGUGAAGACACGAAGACUUAAAUGCUCAUAUUUACAGCGAGAGUAACUUUUCCUUUAAAUUAAAUAAAAAACACGAUAGUUAUUUUUACAUUACAUAGGACUGUAAUUAUACCUGAACCCUGCUCUUCUUGCAUGCACUGUCAGUCAGUAAUGUUUAUCAUGUAUUCAUCUAGUAUUCUGUCAUAGGAGUAUUUAUUUAUGUCCAAUUAACUAAUGUAUAUUCAUUCAAGCAACAGUAUUUCAAUAAAGACUCU